UAUGAUGGAAUCAUACACAUAGGGUACGCAGUGUGGUACGCAAUGUUAGUUUCUUAUACGGAAGCUACCAUGGAUACCACGUAUCUGUACACUCUCAGUGCCGAUCACGUGACGGCAAACGACAAUGGCGACUGGCGAUGCGAGAUAGAGAACGCGUUUGGCAAGUCGUCUGCCACGUGCAAAGUGAAGGUCAUAGAUCCCAAAUGCGACGUGGUGCCCUCGGGAGAGGCCCCUCCCCGGUUCCUGAUAGCCCUGAGUAACGCGAUGGGGCCGGAAGACGGCACGACGGAGCUUGUGUGUCAGACAGAGGGCACCGAGGAGUUGAAAGUGAAAUGGUUUCGCAAUGACAACCCGAUAGACGACUUCAGUCCAGACAUCGAGCGUUUCGUGAUGACGUCAGAGCAAGGCACACACGUGCUGACGAUACGCAGAGUAAAACCACGUGACGCUGGUGUUUACAAAUGUAAAGUCAGCAACGACCUCGGUUGGACGUCUUGCGACGCGAAGUUCACUGUUAUCAAACACGCGCCUGUAAUUCCCUACUCGGCGACGGACUUUCCGGUCGCCAUGGAGCUCAUGGAGCGCCGCCGCGAGGAGGCGGUCAUGACCACAUUUGAGAAGGACGUCGACUUCCUGUCACAUGACAUGUUCGACAGCGUCGCCAUACAGACGUUCCUUUUAAAAUGGCGAGUGGACAAGGACGUCCCUCUUCAUUUCCCAAUUCACCUUAAAAGCAGGUGCGCGGUGGAGGGUUCGAUGACGGUGAUGGGGUGCCUCGUUGCCGGCAAGCCUCCGUACAAGGUCCGCUGGUUUAAGGGGGCCACGGAGAUCUACGAGAGCUCCAAGUACUACAUAGACCAACGCGGUCCCCUGCUGAGCCUGACGAUCCCACGAAGCGAGGAGGACGACACCGGGAACUACACAUGCACCGUGAGGAAUUGUGGGAGCAAGGUGUCCUCCACGUGUUACCUGCAAAUCGAACCUGUACUGGAGAUAACGACCGAGGUGCCGACGAAGCCGUUGUUUGUGACCAAACUGCGCCGACAGACGGUGGACGAGGGGCAGUGUAUCACCUUCCAGGUUCAGGUCACUGGAAACCCCAGGCCGGGAUUCAAAUGGUCCAAAGAUGGUCUCGAGCUUCACGAUAGUGAACGAGUCCAGACGGAAGUGACGCGCAAGGGUCAUGCGCACUUGCUCAUCCAGAACGCCACAUUUCUAGACAACGGCCUGUACUCCUGCGAGGCGCACAAUUUUGCGGGCAGAGCGCAGACCAUGGCGAGCGUUAGAGUGCGAGAUCAUUUCGAGCAACAAUUAUUACAUGAACGACAGAUGACCUACUCAGACGAAAACGCCAGUUUGACCGAUGGUGUUCAGAACGGAAACUCUUCUCUAACUAACGGAGUUAGUUCCCCUGGAUACUCUCUAAAACAGGAGAGCCAGAUGUUUGAGCACUUGCCGCGGUUUCGAAUUCAGCUUCCACGGGAGAUCACUGUUAGGGGACGGGAAAGAUUCUUACUGGAAAUUUGUGCCGGUGGAAAUCCCAGACCAAUAGUCCAGUGGUUUAAAGAUGGCUACCAAAUAUACGAGGGUAUAAACUACAACUUUUUGUCGGUCGGUGAGUGGGCGGGACUCGAGGUUAUAAAUCCACUCCCGAGAGACGCCGGACGAUACAUGGUAAAGAUCGUCAACGACCUUGGCUCGGUGACGUCAGUAUGUGACGUCACAAUGGACUUGCCUUUGGUUGAGGGGAAGGCCAUCGAACGACAGGAUUUGGAAACGACGGAGGAGUUGAUAUGCCAACCCGGUGCCUGUGUGGUCCUGUUACAAGGGGAAGUCGACUCGAGCUUGUCCUUAGCACAGAUUGUACCCAGCUCACAUCUAUAGGUCGAGGUGAUAGACGCAGACGAGGCCCCAAGCUUUCCGCACGCGCUUCCCGCCAACAUCAGCCCGCACGAGAAUGACGAGCACGUACAUAUAGAAUGUCAGGUGCGCGGAGAACCGAUGCCCAAAACGGUCUGGU
Messenger RNA from Dreissena polymorpha, 2020 nucleotides. RefSeq names its product myosin light chain kinase, smooth muscle-like. The coding region runs from base 43 to 1884 and encodes 613 amino acids. The record is from RefSeq and is a predicted model, not a curated record. The transcript is spliced from 13 exons. NCBI's taxonomy places the organism in Eukaryota, Metazoa, Mollusca, Bivalvia, Myida, Dreissenidae.